AUGAAUGAGUCAAGACUAAAGACAAACUCUUCAUUUGCUAGUGAAAUAACAAUACCAAGCAGUCCUUCCCAUUCUGCUACCAUUGCUGAAAAACAACACUGUCGAUUCAAAUCAUUUUUGAUAUCAGCAAAGAAAACCUUUUGGAAUCUAUUUCUAAAAUAUUGGUUUUUACUCGGUCUUGCUAUUGCAAUUAUUCUGGCUAUCUUCUUUCCCAAUGUGGCUAGAAAAGGAGGAUACAUUCGUGCAGAAUGGACUAUCAAGUGGGGUGCUGUCAUUGUCAUCUUUUUAAUAUCUGGACUAUCACUUCGUACGAAAAUUCUAGCCGAGACAAUUUUGCGUGUUCGACUUCAUUUAUUGAUCCAAAUCAUUAAUCUCAUUAUUAUUCCAUUUACUGUUUAUGGACUUGUUUUAUUGUUCUUUAAGCUGCACAUGGACAUUAAUUCUUUAUUGCUUGUUGGUGUUGUUAUUGCUGCUAGUACGCCGACCACUGUUUCAUCAAAUGUCGUAAUGACGAAAAAUGCUAAUGGAAAUGAAGCUUCAGCAUUGAUGAAUGCUGCAUUAGGCAAUGUUCUCGGUAUUUUUGUUUCACCAGCACUUGUGUCUGCAUUCCAAGGGCCUUUAUUGGCUGCAACGCCCGAAGAUGAGAGUGCAGCUCAAGCCGGUGGUUCGGUUGAUUUUGUACAAGUAUUGAAGCAACUAGGAGCCACUGUUCUAGCACCUCUUGUUGUAGGACAGAUCAUCCAGUGGUUCUUUACGGAUGCUGUAGCGAAGAUCAAGGUCAAGUGCCGACUUUCUGAUGUCAGUAGCUUUAUGCUCCUGACCAUGGUCUGGUCUGUCUUUUCUGAUGCGGUCUAUUCUGGUUCAUUCUCGGCAGUCAAGGCAAAAGAUAUCGCUGCUGUAGCUAUCAUGAACUUUGGAUUCUAUACACUCUUUUCAUUUUUGUGUCUUGUGAUGGCAAGAUUGCCUUUACCUCGAUGGAUCAAGACACCUAAUAUCGUGAAACGUCUGCGUUAUUCACGUGAAGAUACUGUUGCCAUUAUGUACUGCGGUGCAACCAAAACAGUAGCCAUGGGCGUACCAUUGAUCAACGUACUCUAUCAAAACGGCGAUCCUGGUACUGUAGGUGUAUUAUCGACUCCUUUAUUACUCUAUCAUGUUGAACAGUUGAUUUUGGGUAACAUCGAAGUCGAAAUCCUCAAAAAAUGGGUCAAACGAGGAAAAAAACCAGAAACUGAAGAACAAAACAUGCCUAGCGAUGAAGAAGCAAAUCCUGCUGAUAUCUAUGAUAAUGAAGUUACACACACUGCUUCUCAAGUCGCUCCUCAUACUCGACAUUCACCUUCACCCCUUUCUCAGCUACAUUAUUACGAAAAAUAA
Messenger RNA from Gilbertella persicaria, 1377 nucleotides. RefSeq names its product SBF-like CPA transporter family-domain-containing protein. Bases 1 to 1377 code for a protein of 458 amino acids. Gene Ontology annotation, cellular component: plasma membrane. The transcript has 5 exons. NCBI's taxonomy places the organism in Eukaryota, Fungi, Mucoromycota, Mucoromycetes, Mucorales, Choanephoraceae. The record is from RefSeq and is a predicted model, not a curated record.